Messenger RNA from Heterocephalus glaber (naked mole-rat), 6603 nucleotides. The record is from RefSeq and is a predicted model, not a curated record. Lineage: Eukaryota; Metazoa; Chordata; Mammalia; Rodentia; Bathyergidae.
ACUUGCGGACUACAGGUCCCAGGGGCCUCCAGGCGCACAGAAGAAGUAAAAUCCGGUGAGGGCCUAGGCCCUUCAGCCAAAUCCUCUCGACACGCUUGGGUUGAGGGCCUCCUCCCGGUUCGCAGCCUUCUCAGCUGGCAUUCUCCUCAGAGCGCUCUCAGCACCGGUCUCUGCACGCCGCCCGGGCCGCGGAUCUCCCGAGGUAAAGGGUGGCCUGGGCAGCUGUUUCCCUCAGGACGCUGCGAGGCGCUGUUUCCUCAAGUAAAGAGCAAGGAGGCAUCUCCCGGAGCGCAGCAGGCCGCCGAGCCCCGCGGGGACCCUGGAGGUCCCGGAGCCGCGGGCGCUGCACCUGCCUUCCCGGCCCGGCCCGUCCGUCCGAUGGAGAUGGGGCUCAGAGCGGGCCGCGCCCCGCAGCAGGCGUGGAGGCGGUGGGGGCUCCGCCUGAAGCCUCCCGAAGCCGCCCGCCCGGAAGCUGGGAGGAGGUGGGGUCCCAGCAGGGCCCUCAGCAAGUGUUGUGGAGGAUGGAGUGAGACGCUGUCGCUUUGUCCCCGUGAGAGCCUAGGACGCCAGAACCACCCGCGCACUGUUUAAAGGGCAGGUGUCUAGGGCGGAACCCAGAGGUUCAGAUUCCAAAGUGAUGAGGUCAGAUGCGGGAAGCUGUAUUUAAUAAGCUCACCUGAAACUGAGGACCUCCGACCCCCAGUGAGGAGGAUGGAGGCCAGGGGCAGGGGACUUCAGCAGCAUUUAUGCCAGGGUUCUGGACUUGAUGGGGCAGGCAGUGACUGGCAGAUGAGACUGCUCUUCUUGGUAUCUUCCUUCUUGCCCUGGGGUCCACCCAAGACUUGGAUGGAGAGAGGAGUGUUUGUCUCUUUCUGGCCAUCUCUGAGGACCACCACCCGUCAUCCCCCCACCCCAAUUAGGUUAAAUGGAAACAUACAGAAAUUUUACAGUGAACCUACGAGGAAUUUUACAGUGAAUGCCCACAGUCCACCAGCUGGAAUAUACAACUAUCAGUCUAUUGCACUUUGUCACAAUUCUGUCCACCCCGUCCAUCAUAUUUUUCUUUGUUGUGAAUUUUAAAGGCUUUGGGGGGCAUCUCUGUAAACUAGUCAAGCAUGCAUGUCAUCAACUAGAGUCUUAGAAUUCUCCUUGCUUAUUGAUUUUGAAAUAACAGAAACUGGUAUCUGAAAGUCUGACUUCAGCUCUACCUGAAAGAUCUUAGGUUUUUCUGCAGGGUGGGAAGAGCUUUAUAUAUGUUAUUAGGAGGAUUUCAAAACAAUCACCCAUGGUUCUAUAUCACCAUAAGCACAGAGACAUAGAUUGUGUGAUACUACUUCUGGAACAAGUUGUUUUGAGAGGGAACGAAUGGUCCUAAAAGCCAGUAGCCUCAGCAGAUCAAGUUGGCAGUGACUGAAGUGAGUCUUCUUGUGUGCUUGGUGUCCUAUCUUUAUACUAUAAACUUGCCCAGUUUGAACCUGCUGAUUGUGUGUGUGAUGCCUAUGGUCUAGCAGGGGGGCGCGCCUAGGGACAGCCUAGUCUGGCUAGUCUCUGAGCCUGUGGACUUCCUGAGUCUGGUCACCAUUUCUCCUGCUGUGUAAGUCAUCAGACAGCAUGCUGCCAAUAAUGGUGGGGUCCUGGCACCAGUGCUGCCUCGACUUGAGGUGACAGAUCAAACUGGAGGUCUCUCUCUGUCACUUCAAAGCUGGCUGACAAGGGGGCUUCCCAGAGCCUCACUUGUCACAUCUAUGGUUGGCAAAGAGCAACACCCAGGCCUGAUAUGUAGACCUGUAUCUGCUAUAAGUGCUGAAAAGAUGAAGGUCCCCAGUGUAGACAAGUAAAAACAAUGCGAAGCCAUGCAACACCCUGCAGGGAGGUCCAACCACAUUCUGCUUCCUUCCACACAAGCAGAGGCGAUAACAUUUUGGUAAAUUGGGUCAUUUAUUCAUAAACAGUUCUUACUUGGUGAAUUCCUACCUGUCAUCCAGGGAGAUAGUAGUGUAGGAUCAUUGUCCCAUGUGAGGAAGCAGCCUGAGCUUCUAAGUGACUUGCCCGUGGCUGCCAAAUAAUGUGGAGGAGAGGACCCACACUCAGCUGUCCUAAAACAGAUGUUGAAUAGAGAGAGCAGAAGGAAACUUGGACUCGUGCAGCCCUAGAGAAACAGUGCUUUUUCUGUCUGGAUCUUUGGUCAAAAACAAGGCCUUUUUCAUGAGGAAGCCAAGGAAUGUUCUCUUACUAUGGCUGCGUUCUGGCCAAGGGGCUGUGGGUAGUGAACUUUUGGGUUAAGAGUAGCACAGGAAGUCCACUCAGGUGACACCAGCCUUCAGGGACAGGCAGUGUGAAUGGAUGAUUCUGAGAAGUGUGAGCAACUUCCUUUGGGCUGAAGUGGACAGAGGUAGGGCAAGGCCAUGAGGUUGAGGCCAGACUUUUGCCCUGAAAUAUUGACCAUUAGAUGAGACAGUGGGUCUGAAAGUUUUUUGAAUCUGCAUUUAGUAGAACUUGCUAACUGGUCAAGGUUUAAGAGGAAGAAAAGUCUGUGAUGCCUCUCAGCUGUCCAUUUUGGUGACUUGGUUUUGGGAGAUGAUAUAUGGCUGGGUAUAUGGGGAGCCCCUGCCUAGGAGUGUGAGCCAGGCUGCAGUCCUUAUCCUCCAGUGCAGUCUUGAUGUCAUGUGCUGCUUGGUUCUGUGGAGAAACUGGUCCCAGACAGGGUCCCUAUGGCUCAUGACGUGCAGGUCUGGCUAAGGAGACUGGGCCCUUGAGCACAACCUGCAAAUUCCCUGUGACUGUGAGUGACUGUUGCCCAGGCCUGGAAACUCCUGUUUGUGAUGCUUUUUGUGUCCAGCCAGUUCACCUCCCUUUCUCAGCUGGAGCACCUACUGUGGCUGAGCCUCAUGUGCCAGGCUGGGUUUUGCUGAAUAUCUUUUCUAAUUUUUUUCUCAAGGUUGACUUCCCUUCCCAGGUGGGAAGUUCCCCAAGGGAAGAACCAAGAAAACAGUGACCUCUGUAAGAAGGUCCAGUAAUGGUACUUCAGUCUACUAACAUGUGUGUGUUCCUGUGAAGACAGACAUUCAUUGUUAUUAAGCAGUCAUGGAAGUUUUCUUAUUUAAUUAUUAUUACUAAACAGCCUUUUGGCUAAGUUCAAGUGUAGUAUCUUGUUUAAUUACUAAACUUAGGCUUGUUGUAUUAUUUUGUAAAAUAAUUUAAUCAGUAAAAUAUUUUUUAGCAGCUGUGAUAUAAGAAGUACAAAAAAAUGUACCAAGCUUUUGUAAUGUUGUUAUAAUUACAUGUACAGCAUCACUACUACUAAAAAAAAAUGGUUGCUUACUUAUUAAUUUUUGGAAAGCAGAGAGUUGCAAUCAGAUGUUCAAUUUAAAGAAAAUUUUGAUCAUAUCUCCUUGCUUAUCGGUGGCCGAUCAAUCCUCCAGUUGCCUAGAAAGGGGGACGGCAAAGGUUAAAGACAAAAGACAAUAGAGAUGUGUGUAAUUUCAAAGUAUAUGGGGAGGCCAGGAGGUCAGUGCAUCAGAGUGGGCAAAGGCAAGGACCUGCAAGCUAGCCAUCAUUCAUUGGGUACACACAAUAAUUGGAGGGAGUAUCUGGUGACUUAGGGGGCAGCAGUGAUCCUUUGUCAAUGGAAUCUCAUGCUGAUGUGGGCCUAAAGGAGAGCAUUCCUACAACAAUAGGUGGGGUGAGUUAAGCUGAUAGGGAACUUGUCCCUCCCCAGGUGAAACCUUCCAUUACUACUUGGUUCUCAAAGAACCAGGAAGUCUUCAGCUGAUGUAGUCCUGCCCUUGAGUGCCUGAGGCCUCAGCUGUGACUGGAGGCAAAACCGAGUUAUGUUUCCCCGUGCCAUACCCAUCUUCUGGGCAAGGCAACAUUGGGCCUUAGACAGCUAUAGUCAUACUUUAACUAUGAAAUGAUUUUUCCCCAAAAUUUAUGUGGAGUGGGUCUCAACACUUGCCAGACUUCUAUAAGACCUCUCUUCCCAGAGAAUAAUGUCCCUCAGUUCACAGUCACUCCUCUCUUUGAAAUCAUGGCUUAUUCACGUCGCCUUUUGACAGUAUGUACAUUUGUCAACAACUAUUUUCAAGACUGAAAUUAGAUCAGAAACUUAGAUCAGAAGACUGAAAUUAGAUCAGACAAGCACCUUGAAAGUCCCGAAGAAUUGCAACCAGUUCAUCGAACCAGACAUUGAUAAUUAGUUUAUGUAUCAAAUAUUGCACUAGUUUAUGUUUGUUACCCAUUUUUUAGUAUUAUAAUAAAAUAUUAAAAAGGGAGUUUGGUUACUUAUGUACAUUAACUAUGUUAACUAUUUAAAUGCAGCCUAAGAUUACACUUCUUCAUUCAGUGUGGCCUAGACAAGCCUAAAGGUUGGACAUGCAUACUCUAAAGGGAGGAAUCCUGCCCUCCUCAGCCGUCAGAUUCCUAAGGCAUCUGUAUGGCCUGGGCCUCAUCUUAAGUUCUGUCUUCCAGAGUGGUCAAGAUUGCUGUGAUCUGCACUGCAGGUCAGACCUUCAGUCUGUCUGCAGUUCCUCCAUGAAGCUUGCAAGAAACAUCCCUCCCCAGCCUGAUGAAUUUUCCCCAUUCCCCUUAAAGUUCUACUGGCUUGGCAUGUCAGCCCUCGACUUUACUAUACCUCCUCUGGAUCAUGUACCUGCCUCCUGGGGGAGGGCACAUUUCAACUUUCAACCAUACCACAGUACCCAACCCAGCACAAAGAUUUAGUGAGCUUCCAUUAAUCUCUUUCCAGGUCUCUGAGCCUCUCUCUGGGUGUCACCUAGAGACAAGAGGAAGGGCAAAUAUCGCUGUAACUUCUCUUGUAUCUGCUCUACCCUAGCCACUCCCUCUACCCUUUAGCUGAGUCAACAGAGUGGGUUGGCACUGGGCAAAGGGCAGCCUUAUCUCCUGCAUAAGACAGGAACUAACCUGUUUACGUGCCCAGGGUGUGGUAAGGGUGUGCUAUCUGGUCCUAGGUGCCUGGAGUGGUGAGGGCCACCAGGUGUGUCCAGAGGAACCCAGUGGUCUGCAAGGCAGCCAUGGGGCUGCUGACCGGGGAUGCGCUAUUCUUGGUGGCCGUGGCCAUGGCUGUGUUCCUGCUCCUGGUGGACCUGAUGCACCGACGCCAACGCUGGGGUGCUCGCUACCCGCCAGGUCCUGUGGCACUGCCUGGGCUGGGCAACCUGCUGCAGCUUGACCUGCACAACAUACCGUAUUCCUUCUACAAGUUGCGGUGCCACUUUGGGGACGUGUUCAGCCUGCAGCUGGCUUGGAACCCGGUGGUUGUGCUCAAUGGACUGGUGGCUGUACGUGAGGUGCUGGUGAACCACAGCGAGGACACCGCAGACCGGCCUCCAGUGCCCAUCAAUGAGCUUCUGGGCUUCGGGCCACGAGCACAAGGGUUGGUCAUGGCACCCUAUGGACCUGGCUGGCGUGAGCAGCGCCGCUUCUCCGUGUCCACCCUGCGUAACUUAGGCCUGGGCAAGAAGUCACUGGAGCAGUGGGUGACCGAGGAGGCCUCUUGCCUCUGUGUCGCCUUUGCCAAACAGGAUGGAUGCCCCUUUAGCCCAGGUGCCCUCGUGAACAACGCGGUAUGCAAUGUGAUUGCCUCCCUCAUCUAUGCGCGUCGCUUCGAAUACAAUGACCCGCUCUUGGUCAGGCUGCUGGACCUGCUGGAGGACACUCUGACAGAGGGCCUUGAGUUGAUACCCCAGGUGCUAAAUGCAUUCCCAGUGCUCCUGAGAAUCCCAGGUGUAGCUGCCAAGGUCUUCCCUGCACAGAAGGCCUUCUUGGCCCUGAUGGAUGAGCUGGUGACAGAGCACAGGGCAACCUUUGAUUUGAGCCAGCCACCUCAAGACCUGACUGGUGCUUUCCUAGCUGAGGUGGAAAAGGCCAAGGGGAACCCUGAGAGCACCUUCAAUAAUGAGAACCUGCGCCUGGUUGUGAGUGACCUGUUCAUGGCAGGGAUGGUGACCACUUCGACCACGCUGGCCUGGGCCCUGCUGCUCAUGAUCCUGCACCCGGAUGUGCAGCGCCGUGUGCAAAAGGAGAUCGAUGAAGUGAUCGGGCAGGGUCGGCGCCCAGAGAUGGGGGACCAGGCCCGCCUGCCCUUCACCAACGCCGUGAUUCACGAGGUGCAGCGCUUUGGGGACAUCGUCCCAGUGAAUCUGCCUCACAUGGCAUCACGUGACAUUGAAGUGCAGGGCUUCCGCAUCCCCAAGGGGACAGGGUUGGUCGUCAAUCUGUCAUCGGUGCUGAAGGAUGAGACCGUCUGGGAGAAACCCUUUCACUUCCACCCAGAACACUUCCUGGAUGCUGAGGGCCACUUUGUGAAGCAUGAGGCCUUCAUGCCAUUCUCAGCAGGCCGUCGCGCAUGCCUUGGGGAGCCCCUGGCCCGCAUGGAGCUCUUCCUCUUCUUCACCUGCCUCCUGCAGCGCUUCAGCUUCUCGGUGCCUGAAGGGCAGCCCCAGCCCAGCGACCAAGGUGUUUUUGCUUUCCUGAACACCCCAUCCCCCUAUCAGCUCUGUGCUGUGUCUCGCUAGAGGAGGGACAAAACCCUACUCUGCCUCAGGUGGGAACCUGAUGUAAAAUAAAACCAUCUGUGGCUGCAAA